Messenger RNA from Cydia pomonella (codling moth), 4275 nucleotides. RefSeq names its product elongation of very long chain fatty acids protein 7-like. The record is from RefSeq and is a predicted model, not a curated record. The transcript has 6 exons. The coding region runs from base 1094 to 1948 and encodes 284 amino acids. Gene Ontology annotation, cellular component: endoplasmic reticulum membrane. Gene Ontology annotation, biological process: fatty acid elongation, saturated fatty acid; very long-chain fatty acid biosynthetic process; fatty acid elongation, polyunsaturated fatty acid. Gene Ontology annotation, molecular function: fatty acid elongase activity. NCBI's taxonomy places the organism in Eukaryota, Metazoa, Arthropoda, Insecta, Lepidoptera, Tortricidae.
AUAAUUUCAAUUUCUUAACAUUGUUGUAUGGUGUUUUUUUUUUUGUUGAAAUCUAUCUUGUAUAGCGCCACUUGCACUAUCCCGCUAACCCGGGGUUAUUCGAUUAAACCGCUGCCCCAUUGACAAAUUGAACUGGUAACCAUGGUAACUCCAGGUUUAACCGGUUAACCACGAGUUAGUGGGAUGAUGCAAGUGGCGCUUAGUCAUGCAAAAAAUCAGAUUUUGAAUAUGGCAGUCAAAUCGUUUUAUAAAAAGGACACUUUGUGCGUGACGAAAAGUUGGGUUGAUUCUUUUUUUAAUACUACUUCGUUGGCAAAAAGCAUACGCCCCGCCUGAUGGUAAGCAGUCGCCGUUGCCUAUGGACACUCCAGAGCGUUGCCGACCCUAACACUCCGCACCUCGUAGAACUCUGGCAACCUUACUCACCGGCAGGAACACAACACUAUGAGUAGAGUUUUGGCUGAAGGCUGUUAAUGCGCAAUUCAACAGGUCCUCUAAAGAAGAUUGGAACCAUCUCAUAUUGGAAUGAUGUCAGAUUCGUGUUAUAUCAGUAUCAUAUUAUAUUGUUGGAAUUGGCCUGUAAGUUUUAUGAAUAUAGAUCGUGUCAUUCACGACGACGCAUGCCUUAACUCGUAAUGUGAUGUCAUUAAAGGUUAGAUUAGACAAAUCUGCGCGUCAUCAUCGAGGGCAUGAACUAUAAGGGAAGUGAUGAGCGGAGAAAAUCACGGGCAACGGCUAUUCUUUAUUCAAAUACACAUCGAAACUAUUAACUCACCAUCGAUGGACCCUAGGGACUUGGCAAUAAGGUUUAAGAUUGACAGUUAAGAAUAGUACCUUAAAUGCUCGCCAGUGCAUACAGGGCAGGGUGACACAGGUCGCUAAUUGUUUUGUCCAAGGCUGGGAUUGAUGGUCAAACGAAUCAGAUUUAAACGAUACUGGAUUUCGUCAUACCUUAGACGAAGUGGGUUUUUUUAUAGAGCUGACGUGUUUAGUGAAGUUUAUUCCAUAUAAAAUAAAAGAAAUAUAAAUAAGACAAAUAUUGAUUUGAUUGUUUUUGGACGAUAAACUAGGACUGGCAAUUGUGAGUGAGAAGAUGGCAACCGCACUCAACCUUAAAAACUUCGCUUCAUGGGAUCUAUCAAAAAGCAAAUAUGAGGAAAUUGACGAGCUACCCCUCAUGCAGGGCCCUGGACCUGUUCUCAUGAUCUUGGCUAUAUACCUGCUCUUCGUAUUGAAGCUAGGACCGGCCUUCAUGAGGAAGAGGCCAGCGUUCAAGCUCACUCGCACGCUAUUUGCAUACAAUAUGAUCCAGGUGGCCAUUUCGGCAUAUUUAGUACAAAAGUAUUUUCGAGCAAUAUUGGAACUCGGUCUGGUACCUAGGAAAUGUCACAUGGCUAACGAAAGGCUAAGAAAGGAGAUCGUCUUCGGAAUCUGGUUAUACUUCGCAGCCAAAAUCACAGAACUUCUUGACACCGUCUUCUUCGUACUCAGAAAGAAAGACAACCAAGUGACAUUCCUCCAUUUGUACCACCACUCAAUCAUGAUGGUCGGAACUUGGGCGUUCUUCAAAUACUCGCCGUCAGAAACGGUGUUGUUCAUCGGGUUCCUGAACUCGUUGGUACAUGUGUUCAUGUACACGUAUUAUGGCUUGGCUGCGCUGGGACCUAAAGUGGCGAAGUAUUUGACUUGGAAGAAAUAUAUGACUACGUUUCAGCUGGUACAAUUUAUCUCCAUCGUCGCUCAGUACCUAAUCACAGUAAGACUAUCAGAGUGCCCUCCUUCUAAAGGCGUCGCUAUUUUCAUUGUCUGCAACACGUUAUUCUUUCUAGUCCUUUUCGCUAAUUUUUACAAGCAAAGCUAUAUUAAGAAGAACGCAAAAACUAGAUUAAAUGUUAGUAAUCCUUUAAGUAUUUGUAUGAUUCAGGAGAAAGAUGUUAAAGUGCAAUAAUCUAAUUUUUAUACAAGGUGGCCAAAAAAUAUGUGCAUUCCCGUUGCCAGGGAGGUUUUGGGAUUAUACUGAGCAACUUUUACUAUGGCACCAACCCCGAAAUCGCGAAAUUUUUUUUACUCUCCCAUAGUAAAUGGACCAGCUAAAAUGUAUGAAACAGCCAGAAAAAUUUAUCGCGAUUCCGGGGUUGGUUCCAUAGUAAAAGUUGCUCAGUAUAAGCCCAAAACCUCCCUGGCAACGGGAAUGCACAUAUUUUUUGGCCAGCUUGUAUAGCUUUUGAAAUUACCAGUAUAUUUUAAGGUUUAGGGUCAGUUGCACUGAGCACUGUGUCAAUGACGUCGUAACUGGAUCAAAAUUAUUUUCGUUGUAUUGUUUUUUUGUCCCCAAAAUAUGUGACGGAGUGGAUCUUUUUGUAUGCUGUGAAAAGUUCUUAAUUUUUCUCAAAAGAUUUUAUUUUAUUUUAUUUUAUUUAUUAAGGUCUCCAAACAGUUAUUACAUCCAAUACAUUUACAUAAAAAAAAGAAACCUACAGUGAUGCAUAACUAAUUAUAGGUAAACACAGCAUGCAAAAGAAAAACAAUUUCUUACUUAACAUAAAGUAAAAGUUACAGGUUAAAUAACAAAAAUAAAUUAAACUUGUGAAUACUAUAGAAUUAUAAUUAUAAACAUUAUAACCAACAGCUAGAAAGACGUACAAUAAGCACUCAACUUUUUUUAUUGAUAAAGUAGACGACCGGUCUGUCCUAGUGACGGUCCUGGGUUCGAAUCCCGGUAAGGGCAUUUAUUCAUGUGAUGAGCACGGAUAUUUGUUCCUGAGUCAUGGGUGGUUUCUUUGUAUGUAUUUAAAUAUUUAUAUAUUAUAUAUAUCGUUGUAUGAGUACCCUCAACACAAACCUUCUUGAGCUUACUGUGGGGCUUAGUCAAUUUGUGUAAGAAUGUCCUAUAUAAAAAAGACAAAAGUAGAAGCGUGACAGAGUGGUCAGAAAUAAAACAACAAAAUUAAUUUUGAACCAAGUAUGUAGUUAAAAUUAAAUUUGAUAUUUUUGGUGCAACCCUCCCUUACCAAUAUAAUAUUAAAGAAAACGACGUUACCACAAGAGCCCGAUAUAUAACUUGUAACGGAUUUGAUCCUAUUUUGAUAUGACCUUGACGAUCGCUCAUGUUGACUGGUACAUAAAGAACGACGAAGUACGAAAUAAAGAUAAUUCGCAUAAUGUAUAGAAAGUAAGUUACGCACUCGCUAGCGAAUUUGUUAGUACCAAACUGCUGGUACGAUCACGUCUGAAAAAUUCGAUACGUAAAAAGUGCCAAAAAUAUGUGUACACGACUUUAUUGCCCAUAUAUUAAGGUAGUGUAUACAUAUUUUUGGCACAUUUUUCGUACCGAUAUUUUCAGAUGUGACUGUAGCUGUACUGGUGGCUUUUUAUUUUUAUAAUUAAGAGGAAUUCCUAGUUGCGAUUUUUCCAUACAAACGCUCUCGACUGUUUCCUCCCUGGAUUUUUAACCUAGAGCAAUCCUUUUUUUCAAAUACGAUCAAUAUCAUCAAUAUCUGUGCCGCUAUGUUUUGCUUUUUUGGAUUAUUUUAUUUUGAAGAAACUUACAGCGCCUCGAAAAUCGCCAAAACGGCUCAAUUGAAUUAGCUGCAAAGAAAGGCGUAUACAAAUAUGGCAACAAAUAUCCAAAAAAUCAAAACAUAGCGGCAUAGAUUAUUUCUUCCUCUUGCAGUUUCCAAAAUUUCAUAAUGAUUGGUUGCGUUUUGGAGGAGGAAACAGUCGAGAGCAAAACCUCAAUUUUUUUUUUGCAUAGGAAUUUUGGUCCGAGCUGCAGUUGUCCUUAUCGCACGCACGCUAACAUAGCUUCAAAAAUUCGAGAUUUGAAAAGUUGCUCAGCUAGGAAUUGCUCUUAAUAUAAGUGUUACACUAAGAGUAGUACUAGUGUAGUGUGUGUGUGUGUUGUAAGUGUUAUUUUAAGUCUAAUUAGUAUUUUUUUUUUAUUAUUAUAGUUAUGCUCAAUUAUUAUAAGUAUAAAAGGUUCAGUAGAAAAUGUAUCAUCGACAUUAAAGUAAAUGUGUACUAAUUUUAAUAAUAAUUAAUAACUUUAAAAUGGUAUAAAAUCUGUGACUAUACUUUAUUUAAGUUAAAAUAAAAUGAAAACUGGAUGUCAUGAAAUGAUCUGGUUUCAGAAAAUAAAAAGUAUAUUAAAAAUUUGUUAUUUUUCUAUUUUUUAACGGAAAUCAUUCGCGUUGCAUCUGUCCCCGUAAUCCCUUCUAGCCCCAUUUUACGGUAUUAUAGAACACACAAAAACACAAAUUGAAUAAGACACGUAAA